Molecule: messenger RNA, 1464 nt
Organism: Centropristis striata (black sea bass)
Lineage: Eukaryota; Metazoa; Chordata; Actinopteri; Perciformes; Serranidae
Product: GTPase IMAP family member 9-like
Exons: 2
Coding region: 22-1065 (347 amino acids)
Molecular function (GO): GTP binding
Source: RefSeq, a predicted model, not a curated record
CUUCAUACUCUUCACUCCAACAUGGACAGAACCUUCGGACGCAACGUGCAGAAUAACGAGGAGCUGAGGAUCGUGAUGGUGGGGAAGACUGGGAUGGGGAAGAGUGCCACUGGGAACACCAUCCUGGGACGACAGUGCUUCGAAUCGAAGUUCAGCGCAAAGUCCAAGACUCUGGAUUGCUCCAAAGGAAAAAGUGACGUGGAUGGGCAACAGGUUGCUGUGAUCGACACCCCGGGCCUGUACGACACCAGGUUCGGCAUGGAGAAAACUACUAAAGAUGUGGGUCAGUGCGUCUCUUACGCUUCUCCUGGGCCACAUGUGUUCCUGGUGGUCAUCAGGCUGGGCAGGUUCACUCUGGAGGAGAAGCAGUCAGUGCAGAAGAUUCAGGAGAUCUUUGGCCAGACUGCAGACAGAUACAGCAUGGUCCUCUUCACUCACGGGGACAGUCUGGAAGACGUAACCAUUGAGGAGUUCAUCGAUGAAAGCCCAGACCUGCUAGAGCUCAUAGGCAGAUGUAAUGGCCAAUACCAUGUGUUCAAUAAUAAGCUGAAGGAUCGCUCUCAGGUCACUGAGCUGCUCAACAAGAUCAGAGAUAUCGCCCAGAAGAACGGAGGAAGCCACUACACCAGCCAGAUGUUCCAAGAGGCCGAGAGGAAACUCGAGAUGGAGAAACAACGCAUCCUGAAAGAGAAAGCAGAGCAAAUACGCAAAGAAAGAGAGGAAAUAGAGAGAGCAGCACAAGAAAGAUUACAAAAACAGGUUAACUUAAUUAAUGCACAACUCCAGGCUGAGAGAGAGAGGGAGAGGAAAGAGAGAGAGGAGGAGAGGAAGAGGGAGAAAGAGGAGAUGAAUGAGGAGAGAAGGAGGGAGAGAGAAGAGAGAGAAGCAGAGAGAAGGAGAGAGAGGGAGGAGAGAGACAGAGCUGUUGCAGAUACAAUUCAGAAAUUAAGAGAAGAUCAUGAGAGAGAAAUGAAAGAGGAACAAGAAAGAAUGAGGAAAAGAUACGAGGACGACUCGAGAAGGGAAGCUGAAGACGAGGGUGGUUCUUUCUGUGUCAUCUUGUAGUUCCAGUAUGUGUCUUCUGCUCAAAUGUUCUGAUGCUUGAUAAGAAAUGAUGACCCACUUUCUAUGUAGGUCCCUUAAUAUACUGAUAAACCUGUUUGAUUGAUACACUGCAAAAAAAAGAAAAGUUGGGUGAACUCAAAAUUUCAAGGCGACAAACUUCGAUAAAAUUUCAAGUUGGGCAAUUAAACUUAAUAUUUUAAGUUUUGUUUUUGAGUUUGCUCAACUCUGAAUUCAGAUUUUUGUCAACUCAACUGUAAGUUGUACUAACUUAUAAUUUUACAUUGUAAUAACUUUUAAUCCUUACUUCUGCUAACUUCUGCAAUGUGCUGAAUUGGCACGAUUGUAACGCCGCUAUGAAAUGUCAGCUAAUGUUGUGACCACAAUGUUGAGUUAGCAUUG